AUGAAGUUCUUCGGUCUCGCGGUCGCCUUCCUCCCCAUCCUGGCCGCUGGUGCCCCCGUCACGAACCCCGAAGCUGAAGUAGAUGCAGAACUGGACCUUGGAAAGCGCGCAUCAGCGCAGGAUUGCAAAAUCGUCAAUGUCGACCACUAUGUCAACUGCCGGUAUGAUGCGAAGUUAGAUGCAGGCGCAAUCUUUGGGUUUCCUAAGGGAGAUAGACUCACCUUUGCGUGCUGGAAGCACGGCGAUUGCUUCAAUGGUGUUUGGUAG
This is a messenger RNA of Penicillium subrubescens, 267 nucleotides long. RefSeq lists its product as uncharacterized. NCBI's taxonomy places the organism in Eukaryota, Fungi, Ascomycota, Eurotiomycetes, Eurotiales, Aspergillaceae. The record is from RefSeq and is a predicted model, not a curated record. Bases 1 to 267 code for a protein of 88 amino acids. The transcript has a single exon.